UCCGCCUCUGGUACAGACAUCCUCGUUUGUUGUCUCGCGCUCGGCGGGCUAGUUUAUCUGAGGUCACAUGAACUCGGUGCCUCGAGUGCUGAUGUUGCUUCAUCAUCAUCAUCAUGCAACAUGUUGACUUUGGAAGCUUAUAGACUUCAAAAUGUUAUUAGUCAAUGACGCCAAAAGAAAAUAUUGAUUAGCAUUAAUGACUCCAACAAGCUCAUUUAAAAUUCAAGUUUAGAUUCUUAAAGGAUAAAAGUCUUUGUCUCUUAAAUGCGACUUCCUGUUGACAGCCACUCCCCCUGGAAAUGUAAAUAUGGGAUGGGCAAGCAAGGGGCGGGGCUUAUUACUGGACAUUGUGUGUCAACCAAUCAUCACGCAGGAUGGCAGAUGACAAGGUGCUUUUUGUCCCACAGGUGGAGCCCUCCUGCGUCGAGGACUUGGAGGCAGCCGAGGCGCUCGUCAGCAUGAGCUUCUGGGGUCAGAGGUCGCCUGAGCCCCGCCCACUGACGCCCACUUCUGACUCAUGUGACUCAAUGGCGCUGCCCUCAGAGGGCGGGGACUCAUCCAAGGACCUGGUGGCGCUGUCCUCACUGUGCAUGACGCCUCCUCAAAGUCCAAGCUUUGCCGAGGCUGGCGCCGCCCUCAACGCCUCCAAAGACUCCUCAACGCUUCCACAUGAGGCGGUGGUGGCCGGCAGAGCGAUGGCGACCAGUGUCAUCCGUCACACUGCUGACAGCCUCAGUGCUCAGAGACCGCCGCCCCCUGCUGCUACCCCACCCACACAAAGUCCCGUUCUGCUUCCAGACAGCAAGCAGGAGAAGCAAGCACCACCUCCUCUUCCCACUUUAGCGUCUUCCUCGCCGCCCCCUCCGGCCUCGUCGCUCCUGUGCCAGGUCUUCCCACUCAGAGGGCAGCCGGGAAUGAUCUCGGCCCUGGUUCCGGGUGGCGCCCAGUCCCUCCUGUCUCAGCCUUUGCUGGUGGGCUCGGCCGUGCCGCCGGGCGCGGUCAUGUUGGUGGUGCCGCCCGUGUCUCAGCCACUGACAGGCCCACAGACUGUCAUGACACUGGGUAACACUAAGCUCCUCCCCCUGGCCCCCGCCCCCGUCUAUGUUCCCUCAGGCGGCAGCGGAGCCGCCUCGCUGGAUUUCUCUCGCAGACGGAACUACGUGUGCGACUUUCCGGGAUGCAAGAAGACAUACUUCAAGAGCUCGCACCUCAAGGCUCACCUGCGCACGCACACAGGUGAGAAGCCGUUCAGCUGUCGCUGGGAAGGCUGCGACAAGAAGUUUGCUCGCUCUGACGAACUGUCCCGCCACCGUAGGACGCACACGGGCGAGAAGAAGUUUGUUUGCAGUGUGUGCGAGCGCCGCUUCAUGCGCAGCGACCACCUGACCAAACACACGCGCAGACACACCAGCGCCAAGAGGGCGUCCUCAUGGCCCACCGAGGUCAACAAAAGUCAAAACCGAUGUUCCGCCCUUCCCACAAAAAACUAAGAGGGCGGGGCAUGAAACCACUGGACAUGCUUUCAAUCAGCCCCGCCUCUUUUUUAUUCCAACUUGAGCGUUUACUUCCAAAGUCAACUUAUCACCUUUUAGCUCAGAUGGGCUAACGUUAGCAUCAUCGCACACUCCCUUUUCUACUGUCUCAGCUGAUGUUAACAGUAGAUUUGUUUACUUGGUUAGCUAGCUAACGAAGGACAAAUGAACACGCUACUAUGUUUAUCAAGUUUGUAUGCUACUGUUAGCAUGUAGGAUGGCUCAUUGAGGUCAUGUAGACAACAAAAACACAACAAGCAGUUUUCUCACCUCGCUCAGGAUUUUUACAACAGCAACUUGUUGGACAACAACAAGAUGGCUGCUAUUUAUUCACGGACACAAGCAAACAAUAAACGUGACAUUGCACUACAUUUUUGUAAGAUCAUGUAUGUAUACAUCCAGUAUAUGUACGCUCAUGUUUACUUAAUGUGUAAAUGUUUCCAUCUUUGAUUUUUGUGCCAAAGCCUGAGUGUUAUUCUAGCUAGUUAGCAAUGUACAUACAUGAUCUAUAUGAAUGUUUAUUGUCUUACUGCAUCUAUUAACGACUUAUUGAUAUUCUCACUGUGAUACUACCUACUAUUGUUAUUAUUGUCAUUAUUUUUGCUGUUUAUUAUUUGUUGAUUUCGUGGAACCAGGAAGAAAAUACCUCAUGUUAUUCUGAAAUAUAAGUACAUGUCUGUAAGUGAUGAAGAAUAUGGCUUGUUAUAAUAAA
Dunckerocampus dactyliophorus (ringed pipefish) is the source of this 2244-nucleotide messenger RNA. RefSeq names its product Kruppel-like factor 11a (gene klf11a). The transcript has 3 exons. Lineage: Eukaryota; Metazoa; Chordata; Actinopteri; Syngnathiformes; Syngnathidae. The record is from RefSeq and is a predicted model, not a curated record. Gene Ontology annotation, molecular function: RNA polymerase II cis-regulatory region sequence-specific DNA binding; DNA-binding transcription factor activity, RNA polymerase II-specific. Gene Ontology annotation, biological process: regulation of transcription by RNA polymerase II. The coding region runs from base 375 to 1490 and encodes 371 amino acids.